AUGUCCUACACCGUCCGCAACAUUGGCCAGGCCAACACCCUGGAGAACCGCGUCUACAUCGAGAAGGAUGGCCAGCCCGUCUCCCCUUUCCACGACAUCCCCCUCUAUGCCAACGAGCAGCAGACCAUCCUCAACAUGGUCGUUGAGAUCCCCCGCUGGACCAACGCCAAGCAGGAGAUCUCCAAGGAGGAGUUCCUCAACCCCAUCAAGCAGGAUGUGAAGAAGGGCAAGCUCCGUUUCGUCCGCAACUGCUUCCCCCACAAGGGCUACCUCUGGAACUACGGUGCCUUCCCCCAGACCUGGGAAGACCCCAACACUGUCCACCCCGAGACCAAGGCCAAGGGUGACAACGACCCGCUCGACGUUUGCGAGAUCGGUGAGCUCGUCGGCUACCCCGGUCAGGUCAAGCAGGUUAAGGUCCUCGGUGUGAUGGCUCUGCUCGACGAGGAGGAGACCGACUGGAAGGUCAUUGUCAUCGACAUCAACGACCCCCUGGCUUCCAAGCUCAACGACGUUGAGGACGUUGAGCGCCACCUCCCUGGUCUCCUCCGCGCGACCAACGAGUGGUUCCGUAUCUACAAGAUCCCCGACGGAAAGCCCGAGAACCAGUUCGCCUUCUCCGGCGAGUGCAAGAACAAGAAGUACGCUCUGGACGUCAUCCGCGAGUGCGCCGAUGCCUGGGAGAAGCUCAUCUCUGGCAAGUCUCCCAAGGGCGAUAUCAGCAUUGCCACCCACGCCGCUGAGGGUGUUGAGCGCGCUGAUCCCGCUAAGGUCGCCGCCAUCCCCAAGGGCGAGAACCUCCCCCCUGCUCCCAUUGACGGCAGCGUUGACAAGUGGUUCUUCAUCUCCGGUGCUGCUGUGUAA
Molecule: messenger RNA, 864 nt
Organism: Aspergillus heteromorphus CBS 117.55
Lineage: Eukaryota; Fungi; Ascomycota; Eurotiomycetes; Eurotiales; Aspergillaceae
Gene: ipp1
Product: inorganic diphosphatase IPP1
Exons: 5
Coding region: 1-864 (287 amino acids)
Biological process (GO): phosphate-containing compound metabolic process
Cellular component (GO): cytoplasm; nucleus
Molecular function (GO): magnesium ion binding; inorganic diphosphate phosphatase activity
Source: RefSeq, a predicted model, not a curated record